Paracoccidioides lutzii Pb01 is the source of this 459-nucleotide messenger RNA. RefSeq lists its product as hypothetical. The transcript has a single exon. The record is from RefSeq and is a predicted model, not a curated record. Bases 1 to 459 code for a protein of 152 amino acids.
AUGAAGUUCUGGGUUGCUUCUGCCGCCUUGGCCCUCGCUGGAUCUGCUUUUGCCGUUCCAACCCCCAUAGUUCCAGGGCUCGCACAGGUUCCAGGAGCUGGAGCCAAAUCACCUGCCGAGGGCGCUCCUUUGAACAUGGCCGACAAAAUCAUCCCCAUAGUGAGCAAACUUCUUGGGUCUGAAGUCCUGGGCUCUCUACAGCGCUCGGGCCUCCCUGGAAACGGCCUUAACCCAGGUAAAGGAAACGGCCUUACCCCAGGUAAAGCACCCAGACAAGAUGAUGAGGAUGGAGAUGAGGCCUCGAUGCUGUCCCGCAGACAAGACGAUGAAGGUGGUUCUGGCGAAGAUUCUCAGAUGGUCCGCAGGCAAAAUGAUGAUGAUGACGAUGAGGCCGCGAUGGCCCGCAGGCAAGAUGAUGAUGAUGAGGAUGAGGCCGCGAUGACGGCCCGUAAAUUGUAA